This is a messenger RNA of Syngnathus typhle (broad-nosed pipefish), 2620 nucleotides long. It is a transcript of the gene lsr, whose product is annotated as lipolysis stimulated lipoprotein receptor. The transcript is spliced from 11 exons. Bases 177 to 2033 code for a protein of 618 amino acids. Gene Ontology annotation, cellular component: plasma membrane; tricellular tight junction. Gene Ontology annotation, biological process: establishment of blood-brain barrier; tricellular tight junction assembly. NCBI's taxonomy places the organism in Eukaryota, Metazoa, Chordata, Actinopteri, Syngnathiformes, Syngnathidae. The record is from RefSeq and is a predicted model, not a curated record.
UCAGGUGCUUUCCUUCCCUCCUUGGCGAAACUGGAGACGUCACAAAAUGGAGUUGACGCUCGAUACCUGACUGAUUGGGAGAAUUUACGGUUAGAGCACGAUGUAAAGUUGUUUUUCGCACAUAGUUGUGAAGAAGAUACAAGAAAUUCAACGAGUGGAUCUCGGAGGACGACAGAAUGAAGAUAAUUUGGGCGUUGUUUAUCGCCGCAGCUCUAGCGACAGAGUGGGCCAUGGCUGUUUCGGUCAGCAGCCCGGCAAAGCGCUACGUGGUCAUCUUGUUCCAGCCCGUAACGCUCACAUGCAACUUCCAGACCACUGCCACACAACCGCCGGUGGUCACGUGGCGCUACAAGUCGUACUGCCGCGACCCAGUGCAGGCGGCGCUCAACCCCAGCAGCGCUGACAACAUCCUGUCGCAGAACAACCCCAACUACGACCCCAACAUCGAGUGCGCCGACAGCCAGCGCACGGUGCGCAUCGUGGCCUCCAAGCAGGGCAACUCUGUCACGCUGGGCAGCGAGUACCAAGGACGCAAGAUCAGCAUCAUCAACAAUGCUGACCUGAACAUUGCGCAGACGGCGUGGGGCGAUAGCGGUGUCUACGUGUGCUCUGUCAUUUCCUCGCAGGAUCUCUCAGGCAACGGAGAGGACUACACUGAGCUCAUUGUCUUGGAGAGAAAGUCAAAUGCUACUGACCUGCUGCCUGGCAUUGACUUACUGGUUAUGGAAGAUUGGCUGCUGGUGGUGGUCGUGGUGUUGGCCUUCCUGCUGCUGCUGCUGCUGAUGGGCAUCUGCUGGUGUCAGUGCUGUCCCCACACGUGCUGCUGCUACGUCAGCUGCCCCUGCUGCCCCGACCGAUGUUGCUGUCCGCGGGCACUGUACGAGGCGGGGAAGGCGGUGAAGAAAGGCAUGGCCAACCAGUACGCCACCGUCUACGCGCCGAGCAUGUACGCCCAGCCGGCCUACAGCGGGCCACCCGUCCACCAGCCCGCUAUGCCGCUGCUUCCUCUGCCCAACGGUGUCAGGGUCCCGCCCUCGCAGAACGGGUACGGACGCGAGUACGACGGCGCAAGCUCUGUGGGUCAAGGCUCCCAGGUGCCUCUGCUGCAUGACCAAGAUGGCGGCGCCGGUGGCGACCAUACUCGGAGUGGCUAUCGCAUCCAGGUGGACCCUGACGGCAACGCCACGCGCGCCAUCUACUACAUGGAGAGAGAGCUCGCCAACCUGGACCCGUCCAGACCCGCCAACUACAACCGCUUGGACAACGCGAGCGAGGUGACUUCGCUGCACGACAGCGCCGACCCGCGAUCCCGCGGCGGUCGCGCGCAGCCGCCGGCGUUGUCCACCGUGUACGAUGAUGACGAGGGCAUGAGCACCAUCAGCAGCGUUUCGCAACACAUGCGCCGCCGCCCGGACGACCCGCCGCGCCGUGGCUACAUGAACGAGCGGGCCCGGGCCCGCUCCAUGGAGAACUUGGACGACAUUGGGCGCCGCUACGGCCGUGACGACUACCCGCCGCACCGACGCCCGGACGAGCCCCGAGGCAGGAGAGGGUCUGACGACGACUGGAGCAGCAGCGGCCGAGCUGGCUACGACAGAGACGAGCGCAGACGCCGCGACCACUCCCCGGAUGACUAUCGAAGAGGAGCAGGCGGAGGAGGGUACGGCGCCCUUCCGGGGAGGCGCAGCCGCAGUCGCGACGACCUGAUGGCUCUGGAGAGGGACCGGCGACCGGGCGGCGGCCGGGACAGGAGGGACGACUACGACGACAGCAUCCUGAGAGAGGCCAUGGAGAGGAAGAGGCUGGGCGAGCAGCAGAGGGCUCGCAGCCGAGACCGACUGGGAAGCGACGAGGCGCGUUCGGAUCGAGGUCGGGCGCCGCCCGCCCGGGGGCCCCCGCCCCUGCCUCGGAACCCGCCGUCGGGACCCAGCGCUUUACCGCCACCCUACAGCGACGACGAGAGCAUGGCAUCGUCUAAGAAAAGCAACCUGCGCACGAAUGGAGCUGUGAGCCGGGAGAGCCUAGUGGUGUGAGGGGAGCGAAACAGAAAGCACCGCUUCCCCAAGAAACAAGUACUUUUUUUUUUUUUAAAUUGUACAGUUUUCAUUUUAUUUUUACUGUGCUGAAUUUUUUUUUUUUUUACCACUUUACUCACCAACCUAUGUUGCAAAUAGAAUUUAAAUGCAUGUAGUAUGUGUGUGAGGGAUGCGUGUUGCUAGUUUGUCAUUUUAUGAAUGAAACAUUGUGGCUGCCACAAGUGCCUUCAACUGUAUAAAAGUGUAGAUUUAGUUUGACUCCUUUUAAUUUAGUUGUUAUAUAGCCCUAGAGGGAUUUUAAGAUGUACUUUUUGGAAAGACUUUUUUAUCAUGUACUUUGCUACUUUCUGUAAAACAUUUAUCAAUUUCUAGAAUUGUGUUGUACCGCUCGCUGACCAUGAAAAUGCUCGACACACGAUGAGAAAUGUAACGCCCGUCCGUGUCUUGCUUGGCCAUCUAUGGAAAGUGACAUUUUCAACCACUAGAGGCCGCCACCACUGUGCAUGCCAACAGACAUUUGCUUUUAGAAUAUUCCCAACAAAUCAGAUUAAAAAUAUGUAUAUAUAUACAUUGUGUAAAUAUAA